UGUUGAUUUUUACUCUUCACUACUUCACCGAAACCGAAGUCUGGCUGGGAAGUGUUGUGAACAAUCUGAAAUAUUCUACCAAAAUUAGUGUAAAAAGUACAUCAAAAUGUCGAAAGUAGUGCGUCGGGAUAUCUCUCCCUUGCUUCAGGAGCUACGGAACUUCCUGCUGGGUAGAAAACAUACGAACGCUCUGCGCUGGGAGGACGGAAUUGCCGCCAGGACUCAACCGCCGCCGAAUUUGCCGGAAGGACCACACCACAAACUAUCUGCCAACCAUUACGUUUUGCGUGAUGCUCGCCGUGAAGUGACGCAUCCGAUUAACUUGUCCUCUCGAGUUUUGCUCGGCGAAAAAGGUUCGGCUAAAAAGCUGCCCACCCCUGGAAAAUCGUAUGCAUGGGAUAAACACUAAAACGGCGCAGGUAGUUCAGUAACAAAUUAUAACUAUUUCUCGUUAUGUAAUGAAUUGAUGCUUUCUUGGCUUCAAUCAUGCUUUGUUGUUAAUUGAUUGAGAAGUGAUAGUAGUAAGCCUCAGAGGCUACAAUCAAUAAACACGAUGCAUUACGAUUCAAA
Molecule: messenger RNA, 570 nt
Organism: Aedes albopictus (Asian tiger mosquito)
Lineage: Eukaryota; Metazoa; Arthropoda; Insecta; Diptera; Culicidae
Gene: ND-B14.5A
Product: NADH dehydrogenase [ubiquinone] 1 alpha subcomplex subunit 7
Exons: 4
Coding region: 107-409 (100 amino acids)
Biological process (GO): mitochondrial electron transport, NADH to ubiquinone; ATP synthesis coupled electron transport
Cellular component (GO): mitochondrial inner membrane
Source: RefSeq, a predicted model, not a curated record